AUGAUUUUGACACUCCUGUGCACCACUUUGCUACCGGUGGUCGCACUGGGGAGCAUCGACCGACAGCGGGUUGUAUCUCAAUUCAAUGUUGUCCGUACUAAUGUGAUUGAUAAUAACACCACGCCAUUGCAAGUUGGCAAUGGCAACUUCGCUUACAAUGUGGAUAACACAGGCAUGCAGACCUUCUUGCCCUUCAACACACUUUCAAGCUGGGCCUGGCACAACGAUUCACUUCCAACCAAUGGCGAGAAGCUCAGCGACUACACAGGCGUUCCUAUGCUGACCCAUGGUCGAAACGUCUCCUACGAUGUCCCCGAUACGAAGCUUCCCCAAGUCUCACAAUGGCUUAUCAGUAAUCCUAAUCGCAUCAAUCUGGGCCGGAUCGGUCUCAAGUUUAAGGGAGAAACGCUGUCGGCAGCGGCGAUGACAGAACCAAGACAAGAGCUGGAUCUGUGGAGCGGUAUCAUCACCUCAACUUUCAAAGUCAAUGGUAAGGCCGUCAAGGUAGUCACACAAGGCGACUUCGCAACCGAUGUCGUUACAUUUCAGAUCGAAUCGGAUCUCGUGUCCUCCGGCGACUUGAAAGUCGAGCUCGAUUUCCCGUAUCCGCCUAUUCACACGACAAAGUAUAAAUACGAGGUCUUCGCCGGCGUUUACGACUUCCCGUUGAACCACACGACUCGAAUCGUUAAUACUUGCGGGCGAUCCGACCUGGCGCACAUUUACCACGAGUUGCAGGAGACGAGCUACUACGUGAACCUGCGCUGGCCUCACGAAGCCCCUCUCGAUCUCUCCCGAGACGAGCCAGAGGGGUCUGAUAAGAUCAACGCUCAUCGAUACACGCUCUCUCUUGUCGGUGGCACUAACCAGACUUCAAGUUCUUUGACCUUUACUGCGGACUUUUCACCCCAGAAGCAGGAUCCCCGGCCCCCGGCCGACGUUCAGGAGGAAAGCAUCGCUGAGUGGCACGACUACUGGACCGAGGGCGGUUUCGUCGACCUGACAUUGUCUUCGAACCCCAAUGCCACAGCGUUGCAGAGACGCAUUAUUCUAUCGCAGUAUCAUGUCCGCGUCAACAGCGCGGCAUCCGGUCAAUCGCCGCAGGAAAGUGGGCUGAUGAACAAUGGGUGGUACGGCAAAUUUCACAUGGAAAUGGUCAUUUGGCACAAUGCCCACUGGGUGACAUGGGGUCGAAAAAAAUAUUUUGACAACAUAUUCCCAGAGAUUUACGAGACGCUGCUUCCAUCUUCUCUCGCCAGAGCAAAAUCGCAAGGAUGGGAGGGGGCCAGGUGGCCCAAGAUGACGGAGCUAGAGACGGGUGCCAGUUCCCCUGGUGGAAUUAAUGGCCUUUUACUAUGGCAACAGCCUCAUCCCAUGUAUCUCGCAGAGCUUGCGUAUCAGUCUUCGCCAGGCGACGAGACCCUGAAGUCAUGGGAUGCAGUCCUGACGGCGACUGCCGACUACAUGGCAUCGUACGCCUGGAAGAAUGAAAGCUCGGGACACUAUGAUUUGGGUCCGCCAUCAUACGGUGUAACUGAGAAUACACCACCAUCACAAACAUUGAAUCUGGCCUAUGAGAUCGCAUACUGGAGAUACGGACUAGAUCUCGCGCGCGAGUGGAAGAAGAGAUUAGGCCAAGCGGUUCCCGAGAAAUGGACAGAAGUGGCCGAGAACCUCGCCCCGCCACCACAAGUCGACGGUCUGUACGCGGUAUAUGAGGGAUUGAAUGACACAUGGUGGCAAGAUCCAGCUCUAAAUGGGGACCCGCGCAGUCUUAUCAUGAUGCAGGGGAUACUACCAGACACACCAGCCGUCGACCCAAUAGUUGCGCUGAAGACGGCGGACAAAGUGUGGGAGGUGUGGACGGACCAGAAGAUCCGCGGCUGGGGACGGCCUGUGCUGGCUAUCAACUCUGCGCGGAUUGGGAAUCCGGAGAGGGCUAUUUACCACUUGACUGCGUAUGAUUACUGGAAGUUUGAUGAUGCUGGCUAUGCUAUUCGCGGUGGGGAUGGCGGUACCCCUCCUCCUUUCAUGCCGGGAAAUGCUGGCUUCCUAUAUGCAGUGGCGUACAUGGCUGCUGGCUGGCAAGGGUCAGAAGGUGAUGCACCCGGCUUCCCACAAGGAGCGGGAUGGGUGGUCAAGCAAGAAGGUUUACAGAAGGCACCCUGA
Messenger RNA from Colletotrichum phormii, 2169 nucleotides. Its product is annotated as Six-hairpin glycosidase-like protein. NCBI's taxonomy places the organism in Eukaryota, Fungi, Ascomycota, Sordariomycetes, Glomerellales, Glomerellaceae. The transcript has 11 exons. Bases 1 to 2169 code for a protein of 722 amino acids. The record is from RefSeq and is a predicted model, not a curated record. Gene Ontology annotation, biological process: carbohydrate metabolic process.